This is a messenger RNA of Guyanagaster necrorhizus, 582 nucleotides long. RefSeq lists its product as uncharacterized. Gene Ontology annotation, cellular component: ESCRT I complex. Gene Ontology annotation, biological process: ubiquitin-dependent protein catabolic process via the multivesicular body sorting pathway; protein targeting to vacuole; protein targeting to membrane. The transcript is spliced from 4 exons. The coding region runs from base 1 to 582 and encodes 193 amino acids. The record is from RefSeq and is a predicted model, not a curated record. Lineage: Eukaryota; Fungi; Basidiomycota; Agaricomycetes; Agaricales; Physalacriaceae.
AUGUCCUCUGACCUCUCUACACAGCUGCUGCGUGAUUUUCCCGAGCUCGCUCAUCUAUCUCGCGAAGACUUGGAAGAUUUGCUCACCGACCAUACAUAUUUUCAGGCUGUAUUCCACUCACUUCCUCGAGUCAAGGCAAUGUUUCAAGCUCAGGCUGAGCUUGGCAUGGCAAACGAAGCAAUUGCUAAGAACAAUCUGGCGUUACAAGAUAGUCUAUAUGCCUUGCGAUCAGAAACCAAAGAGGCAUUUGACGAAUCCAAGGCUCUUGAGGCCAGGUGGAAAGAGCUGGAGAAGGAGCAAAAGGACGUCUACCAGCGCUUCACACCUCAAUUCUUGCUUAUGCGACUACGACAUGCUACGACGGCCCAAGACGAUGCCUCAGAAUCUCUUGCCUCUGCUUUUGUCCAGCAGCAGAAGCCGAUGCCGCUUACUUCUGGUGCAUCGUCAGGGACGGGCACGCCAAACGGCAGAGACAUCGAAGACUUUGUCAAGGAGUUCAAGGAUUUGCGUAAGGUAUAUCAUAAACGGGUCAUAUGGGGUGACCGCUGGGCAAAUGGCCAAGUUGUGUGGAGGGAUGACUGA